This is a messenger RNA of Penicillium angulare, 891 nucleotides long. Its product is annotated as putative mitochondrial tricarboxylate transporter (Ctp). The record is from RefSeq and is a predicted model, not a curated record. Gene Ontology annotation, biological process: mitochondrial citrate transmembrane transport. The coding region runs from base 1 to 891 and encodes 296 amino acids. The transcript is spliced from 8 exons. NCBI's taxonomy places the organism in Eukaryota, Fungi, Ascomycota, Eurotiomycetes, Eurotiales, Aspergillaceae.
AUGGCCACGCCGAGUAAGGACUCGAAGCCCAAGCCCAGCGUCUUGCGCUCUAUUCUCGCGGGCUCCACCGCUGGAGCCGUGGAGAUCGCAAUUACCUAUCCAGCCGAGUUCGCGAAGACCCGAACACAACUCAAUCGCCGACUACCUGACGGUCAGAAAUUACCAUGGCCGCCAUUUGGCUCUCAGUGGUACGCAGGGUGCACAACUCUCAUCAUUGGCAACUCUCUCAAGGCUGGAAUCAGAUUCGUGGCAUUCGAUGCGAUCAAGGCCACUCUUCAAGAUGAGAAUGGCAAGAUUUCGGGACCACGAACAGUUGUGGCUGGCUUCGGUGCAGGCUUCACCGAGUCUCUCCUUGCGGUCACACCUUUCGAGAGUAUUAAGACUCAACUAAUUGAUGAUCGAAAGGCAGAAAAGCCGCGCAUGCGCGGGUUUCUUCACGGUAGCCGCAUCAUUUGGCAAGAGAGAGGCAUCCGUGGCUUCUUCCAGGGCUUUGUACCUACUACAGCGCGCCAAGCAGCUAACUCAGCCACUCGGUUCACUGCCUAUACCACCCUGAAGCAGCUUGCGGAGGGCUAUGUUGCCCCAGGAGAAAAGCUGGGUACUCUUAGCACAUUUGCGAUUGGAGGAAUCGCGGGUAUCAUCACUGUUUAUGUGACCCAACCCUUGGACACUGUUAAGACAAGGAUGCAAUCUAUCGAGGCCAGCAAGAAUUACAAGAAUAGCUUCGCUUGCGCAGCUAGCAUAUUCAAAAAUGAAGGCUUCUUCACAUUUUGGUCUGGUGCCGUUCCCCGGCUGGCCCGACUGAUCCUAAGUGGUGGAAUUGUAUUUACCAUGUAUGAGAAGUCUAUGGAGUUGAUGGAUGUUGCGGAUCCUCAGCGUAAGUAUCUCUAG